Messenger RNA from Hippocampus comes (tiger tail seahorse), 662 nucleotides. Its product is annotated as tRNA wybutosine-synthesizing protein 4-like. Gene Ontology annotation, molecular function: tRNA methyltransferase activity. Bases 197 to 607 code for a protein of 136 amino acids. Gene Ontology annotation, biological process: wybutosine biosynthetic process; tRNA methylation. The record is from RefSeq and is a predicted model, not a curated record. The transcript has 4 exons. NCBI's taxonomy places the organism in Eukaryota, Metazoa, Chordata, Actinopteri, Syngnathiformes, Syngnathidae.
UGUGCGCGCCUUCCUGCAAGUCACACAACAUUGCGCCAAGAGACAAAUUCUGUCCCUGGGUGCCGGGUUCGACUCGCUGUAUUUCCGUCUUUAUGGCGACGCGGCACUCAACAAGGCCGUUGUGUUUGAAGUAGACUUUCCAGAGGUGACCCGGCGGAAGGCGGCUCUGAUUCAAUCAAGUGUGUCGUUGUCGGAAAUGUUGGACUCCCAGCAUUCUCUUUGUUUGACAGGGCCUGUGUACGUCUCUAGCAGUCAAUACUUCCUGCUAGGGGUGGAUGUGAGACAUGAAUCCCAUGUAGAAGAAGCUCUGGUAAAGGCGGGACUGGAUCCAACUGCCCCCACUCUGAUUCUUUCCGAAGUGGUGCUGACCUACAUGGAAACACAAUGGUCAGAUGACAUCAUCAAAUGGGCAGCGAGGCUCUUGCCCCAGUCUCUCUUUGUCAUGUACGAGCAGAUCCAUCCCCAAGAUCCAUUUGGUCGCAUCAUGCAGGAGCAUUUCCUGAAACUGAAUUCCACUUUGCACGCGCUCCGACAAUAUCCCGACACCGAUGCACAAAGGCAGAGAUUCCUUGACAAGGCCAGUAUUUGCGAAAUUGCGAUAGCUUAAUUACCAUAUUCCCCUGAAAAAUGGCAGCAUUGACACAUUUAUUGACUCAAAUGCA